UUUAUUUCUUUUGUCGUAUAGCCUGGAUUUAUUGUCUUCUCAGUUGCUUUCUCAGUUGUUCACGUGUAACUAGAUGUUUGCUCCCAAAAUUUCUUGGUGACCAAGUCACAGACAAACUCUGCAUUACCAUAAUUUUUAAAGUCAUUUUUAACCAUCAUCAUAACUUGUUAAUGAAGCAUUUGCAAAACCAGUUGUAAUUUCUUCUUGAAAAAUAAUAGUUGCUUAUACGAGGAGGCAAGUGACUUCAUUUCUAUAUAAACAAGACAAUCAAACUACCAAAAGUCCUUUUGGACUGCAAAGGAAUGGAAGAAGUAUGGUGACUCCACAGAGUGAGUUAGUGAGAGAAUGGCAGAAAGUGCAGUCACUUUUCUACUCAACAAGAUUUCACCUUUUUUUGAAAAUAGGGUUCAACUGUUGAGAGGGGUUAGAGAAGAACUUGUGUACCUAAAAGGGGAACUGGAGCGCAUGAAAGCCUUUCUGAGGGAUGCAGAUGUAAUGGAAGAAAGUGAUGAUGAACUCAAAGUAUGGGUUAAGCAAGUACGAGAUGUUGCUCAUGAUGCAGAAGAUCUUCUAGAUGAAUUUGCAGUUCUCCAAGCUCAUAACAAUCAUGGCUACGAACUCUAUUUUCCUUUCAAUAGGCUUUCUUCCACUGUCAAGAACUUGAAAGCUCAGUACCGGGUUGCCUGGCAGUUACGGAGCAUCAACACCCAAAUUCAACAUAUUUUUGCAGCUUAUAAAAGACUUCUUCCUAAGCUUAAUGCUGCAAAAGGUUCAAUGUUUACCAAUUCAGGUGAUACAUGGCAUGAUCGGCGAGGGGAUGCUCUUCUUUUAGACAACACAGAUGUUGUGGGGAUAGACAAGCCUAAACAGAAACUGGUCAGCUGGCUGGUCAAGGGUGGCUCUGGACGUGAAGUAGUUUCAGUCACUGGAAUGGGAGGCAUAGGGAAGACCACCUUGGUGAAGAAAGUUUAUGAUGACGUAAAAGUGAAGAAACAUUUCAAGCCUCAUGCUUGGAUCACGGUUUCUCAAUCUUUUCAGGCAGAAGAUCUUCUUAAAGACAUCAUUCAUAAACUCUUUUAUGCAAUCAGGAGGCCAGUUCCCGAAGGUGUGGAUGACAAGAAUAGCAAUGAAUUGAAAGCAAUAAUUAAGAACUUUCUGCAGAAAAGGAAGUAUCUGAUUGUUCUUGAUGACGUAUGGCACACUAACGAAUGGGAAACAGUCAAAUAUGUUUUGCCUACUGGGAACUUUGGCAGCAGAGUCAUGGUCACUACACGUAAAGCUGAUGUAGCAUUCACUUCUUGUUCAGAAUCCAAAUGCAAGGUCUAUCACUUGAAGCCCUUGCCUGCAGAUAAGUCCUGGAAUCUGUUCACUAGGAAGGCCUUUCAAGGGAAGCCAUGUCCUCCUUAUUUGUAUGAAAAAUGUAAAUGUAUCCUUAAAAAGUGUGAGGGUUUGCCCCUUGCAAUUGUUGCAAUAAGUGGUGUUCUGGCUACAAAAGACACGCGCAGGAUAGAUGAGUGGGAUUUCAUUUGUCAUAGUCUUGGAGCUGAAAUUCAUGGCAAUGACAAACUUGAAGAUUUAAAGAAAGUACUCUCUCUCAGCUUUAACGAUUUGCCCUAUUAUCUCAAGGCUUGUUUCUUGUACUUGAGUAUCUUUCCCGAGGGCUAUCUGAUUCAGCGCAUGAGACUGAUUCGUUUAUGGAUAGCUGAAGGAUUUGUUGAGGCUAUACAAGGAAAAACAUUGGAGGAAGUAGCUGAGGACUACCUAAAGGAGCUCUUGAACAGAAAUUUGAUCCUCGUGGGAAACACAACAAGUGAUGGAAGGGUCAAAACUUAUCGCAUCCAUGAUCUUUUGCGGGAGAUCAUUAUUUCAAAGUCAAGGGAUCAAAAUUUUGCAGCCAUAGUUAAGGAACAGAGUGCAAUCUGGCCUGAUAGAGUUCGGCGCCUAUCCAUACAUAAUUCAUUGCAAACCGUACAAGCAAAAAGGUCAGUUCCUCAACUUCGUUCCCUGUUUUUGUUUGGGGUGGUUGCAAGGCCAUCAAUACAAAAAUAUUUUCCCAGUGGCUUAAGGCUGCUUAAGGUGUUGGAUUUGGAAGCUGCACCUUUAAAGAUGUUUCCAAGAGAAAUCCUGGACCUUUUUUAUUUAAGUUAUCUAAGCUUGAGGAAAACCCAGGUGAAAUUCAUUCCCAGAGGCAUAGGGAAUCUUCAGAACCUGUUGACAUUGGACCUUAAAAAGACCAAUGUCACUGAAUUGCCUCUUGAGAUACUGAAACUUGAAAAACUUUGCCAUCUCCUGGUUUAUCGUCUUAAGAUUGAAUCUUAUGCACAUUUUUAUUCCAAGUCUGGCUUUAAGGCCCUUUCAAGUCUAGGAGAUUUGCAGUCCCUGCAAAAGCUCUGCUUCAUUGAGGCAAAUGAUCAUGGUUGUGGCAUGACAAUGAGGGAGUUAGGUAAGCUGAAGAACCUCAGGAGGCUUGGCAUUAUGAAAUUGAGAAAACAAGAUGGAUUAGCUUUGUGCUUGUCGCUGGAACAUUUGACCAAGCUGCGUGCAUUUUCUGUAAAAUCAACGCGAGAGAAUGAGAUUCUUGAUCUGCAACACCUUUCUUCCCCUCCUCAGUUCCUGGAACGAUUAUACUUGACAGGACGUUUGGAAGAGCUGCCAAAUUGGAUUCCUUCACUUAAUAGUUUGGUCAAACUGUUUUUGAAAUGGAGUUGGUUAAAAGAUGAUCCGCUUGUUUGUCUUCAAGGUUUGCCUAAUCUUGUUCAUCUUGAAUUGCUUCAUGCUUGUGAUAGUGACAUGCUGUCUUUCAAGAGUGGAGGAUUUAAAAAGCUCAAGGUUUUGGGUCUUGACAAAUUUGACAACCUCAGAUGCGUGAAGGUGGAGGAGGGAGCAAUGCCAUGCCUCGAAAAACUAACGAUCCAACGAUGUAAGUCGAUGAAGAGGGUGCCAUCAGGAGUUAAACACCUUUCCAAACUGAAGUUGCUCGAGUUCUUUGAAAUGCCAAGUGAAUUAAUCUUGAAACUGCGGCCAAAUGGAGGCGAAGAUUACGGGGAAGUUAAACAUGUCCCGGAUGUUUAUUCAGCCUGUUGGAGGGAUGGGGGUUGGGAUGUGUAUUCAAUAGAGAGUUUCAAGGAGAUAAAAAAUGCUACCUUACAAGCAGGUACUGUCAGGAGAUGCCAUGAACUUCGUCCGCUAUGGAAGGUUUAGAUCUGAUCAUACUUGUAAGUCGGUCAGUCAAUCAACUUCUACAGAUUGUCCACCAUUGUACAGAUGAAUGUAAAUACUAAAUACUCAUAACAUGUAACUUACCAAAGAAUAAGGUGCAGUAUUUGGUCACCAGUGUAUUCUAUAUUUGCAUAUACUAAAUAUUUGUACAUGAUCCACAAGAGUCUGAGGACAUGACUGUGAACUAGUCAAGAAUAGUUUGCUC
Molecule: messenger RNA, 3424 nt
Organism: Prunus persica (peach)
Lineage: Eukaryota; Viridiplantae; Streptophyta; Magnoliopsida; Rosales; Rosaceae
Product: disease resistance protein RPM1
Exons: 2
Coding region: 346-3201 (951 amino acids)
Biological process (GO): defense response to other organism
Molecular function (GO): ADP binding
Source: RefSeq, a predicted model, not a curated record